Molecule: messenger RNA, 6154 nt
Organism: Drosophila albomicans
Lineage: Eukaryota; Metazoa; Arthropoda; Insecta; Diptera; Drosophilidae
Gene: Liprin-gamma
Product: kazrin
Exons: 13
Coding region: 1371-4925 (1184 amino acids)
Molecular function (GO): protein binding
Source: RefSeq, a predicted model, not a curated record
ACGUUCGCGAGUGCGGUAACGCCAAGCAUAAUAUACAUAUGUAUUUUAACGGUAAACACAAACAAAUAUCCCGUUGUCUGUCUGUCUGUUGCGCGACGCGAGGGUGGAAAAAUAACAUUGCAUCAGCAUAAAAACGUUUGCUGACCAAAAAAAUAAAAAAUAAUAAAAGUAUACAACUUUUCGACAAAAACUACUCGAAUACUAUAUUGAACUCGAGUAUAUGGCAAAUUUUAUGAAAGUGAAUGAAAUAAUUAAAUGUUAAUGAGGUCGUGUUUGUGAGUGUGAUCAGAGAAUUUAAGCGGAUAAAGCCAGCAGACAAAACCUAUUUCAACUCUGCUAACUGUAACAUGCCGUGUUGCGCCUUUACCCAAGGGUGAACGUGAACGUGAACGUGCAUGUGCUUGCAUGCUUGUGCUUGUGCUUGUUUGUUGUACGUGUGCCACCCUCACACUACGCCACCCCCUCCACAGUGGGGGUAAACUUCAACUUGCAACCGUGCUGUGUGAAAAUCACACAGGAAAAACAAGCGCAGAGUUUUAGUUUAGUUUUUAUUCGCACAAGCAUUCGCUCACAGCCGCACAGCAAAGCCGCGGGUGUGUCGGCCACGGAUACGGGGCACGGACACAGACACGGACAUAGCCACGGAGUUGGAGACGCUGUCGGAGUCUGACAGUAGCAACAGUAAAAGCAACAGCAGCAGCCACAGCAACAGCAACAGCAACAACAACAGCAGCAGUUGCCACGGGACCAUUUCGUUUUUGUUUUCGCCGUGUUAAUUUGUCGUGCAUUUGCAGCAACUGUGGAAAAACAACUGCGAAAAGUUAGUGCUCGAUGCGAAAAAACGACAAAAAAUAAAAAAGAAAAGAGUUUUUCUCCGGUUGCCAGCUAAAAAAUACUAUGAGAUGUGCAUCUAAACAAUUAAGCGACUACAGAGCGAUGAAUUUGCAAUUGCCGACGACGACAAACGAGAAUCGUUAAACGCAGAGGUUGAGCAAUUAAAGGAUUAAGUGGAAGUGGAAUUGGAAGUGGACGGUGAAGGAGCAAGGAUAACCGAAUCGACGCGACGCCCCAACAUCCUGCGGCUUAUCGGGCGUGUCUCUGUGUACGUAUUCCCUCGGUCACUUUGUAACGUAGUCAGAAUCAGAAUGUUAGAGCGGGCUGCGCAUGGUGCAAAUUGUGGCAGUUGAAAAAUACUCGUGUCAGUCAGUCGGGAACAGCACUUGUAUUCAAUACACACACAAGCAAGCAAGCAGGCAAGCAAGCAUACAUACAUACAGGGAGUACUAACUGGGCAGCAACUAAAGAGCAUAGUGAGCGAUAGACAGACACGGUCGGUCAGCAGCUGCUGCUUCAGUGUGUGAGUGUGAGGUAUGCAAAUAAACGGUCUCGCUGCCGGACCAACCAUGGCCGCAUCAGAGCCACCAGAGCCGCCGCCACGCAAUCCGGAUCGCAUAAAUGCCUCUCUGCACAAGCUCGGCGAAUCCAAAAUUGUCAAGUCGCUGGACUCGAGUGUCACGGCUCUCAAAGAGAAGUCCGUCAACAACAACAAGCCCGUUAAGCCGCUGCUCUCCCUCGACAGCAGCAGCAAUAGCAACAGCACGAAUACACGAGACUUGGGUGUGGCCACCGCCUCAACGACAACCACGACAACAACAUCAACAGCGCCGCCUGCCAAGCCGCCCGCCACACUGUUGGCCAACAAGCGGGAUCUGACGCCCUCCGCCUCCGACAGCAGCUCGCCGGCCAGCUCGAAUGGUAGCUCGUCAAAUCAAACGCUGACGCCACCGAUGACCAUCGACAACCAGAAUCGAAUGGCCGCCAAAGGCGACACAUUGGGCCAGAGUCAAGCACAAGCAAUUGGGCUACCGCAAUCGCAAUUAGUGAAUGGCAGCGGUGCUAUUUCCAUCUCCACAGCAGCCAUGAUCCAUGCGAAUAAUUCCAAUUUGAUUGCAGCCGGUCACAUGGCGCAGGUCUCUUCGCCCAGCAGCAGCCAACUCAGUGCGGUCGACAAGAGAAAUGCCAAUGAUGUUUGCUCGAUUGUGAAAUUAAUGGAACCAGAUCUGGCCACGGCCACAGCGGGCGCAACCUCAUUACCAGCCAUAUCGAAGACAAUGAAAAUUAAAUCCACAACAGCAGCAGCAGCAACAGCAGCGGCAGGAGGAGGAACGUUGUCGAUGCCUGGCUGCAUGCCAAUUCCUUCACCAACAACAACAACAUCGACAUCAUCAUCAUCCACCUCAUGCCUGGCGCAUUCCCCAACAGCCGCUGCCUCCGCGGCGCUGCUGAUGCUGGAAGCUGCCACCACGACAUCGACAAGCAUGAGCAUGAGCUGCAUUCCAGAUGGCAAUCACAAUCGCAGCGGCAGCAAUGAGUCAAAGUUCACGUUUCGCUCAGAGUCGGCGAUCAAGCUGCGCGAUGAGAACGAACGCCUCAAUGCCGAACUGUUGCGCUUGAGGCGUCUCCUCGAGCACUCAACAGACGGCGCCGUGGGUGGCAUUGAACCCAGCGCUGAUGUCGAUGCAGUGCAGCCAACAGCAGCCGCAUCGCAGGAGCGUAUCGAACGCCUUGAAACCGAACUGCGUAGUGUGAAGAAUCAGCUGCUGACCAUGCGACUCGAACGCAAGAAGCUGCGCACAGACAAAUCUGAUCUUCUUGGUCAGGUGAAACAACUGUGCGCCUCGCUGCAGGAGAAGGAACAGGAGCUGCGCGAUUUCAUACGCAACUAUCAGGAACGCGUUCGCGAAACAGAGUCAACAAAUGCCAAGCUGUCCGGUGAUCGAGAUCGCGAACGCUUUCAGCUACUGAAGCAAGCUCGCGAUGAGGCCGAACGAUCCUUGGCGCUGGCUCAGCAGCUGUCCUCACGGGAUCUGCAGCUGCAGCGACUGCAAGAGCAGUUGCAGGAGGCGCGACGUCAGCUCAGCGGUUGCCUCUCCGAUCAGGAGAGUCUGCACUCCUUUGCGCCGCUGACGCCGCCCUCGGCUGCCUCUGGUAUGCUCAGCCAGCUGGCUGGCGGAUCAGGUCUGACGGGUGCCAUGAGCGGACUGCGCACCGCUGACGACAGUGGGCGUGGCAAUUCGAAUUCGUUGUCCGCAUUCAGCGGGAGCUUGAGCGGGGGUUCAGGUGCCACAGUCGGCGAUCGCAACUCCUGCUCCAAUGACUCGGGACUGCGCAACAGCAGCGAUCGCGAGAGCACUGGCGGUGAGCUCAACUUUAGCGACGGCACCUGCGACAAUGGACCCUGCAUCACCGUCGAUCCCGACAGCAUCUCUCUAGUCUCCAGCCAGAACAUGUACCAAUUUGGCACGCCCAAGGAACGCAGUCCCACAUUGUCGCCACUCAACUCUGGCGCAUACUCCAGAUCUGUGGAGCAGCUCUCGCCAGAUGCAGAGGGACCAGGCGGCGCCGGCGCCAUCACACGCAAAUUCGGCAACAAGAGCGGGCCGCUGGGCGCCCGCAAUGGACGCGGUGGCACCUGGGGCAGCAUCUCCCGUGUCUUUGCCCGGUCGCGCAAUAAGAGCAAGGCGAUGUCCGCCGAUGGCGUCACCGAGUACAGCGACUACUCGUGGAAUCCGCUGUCUGAGGAAGGCUACGCUGAGAAGCUGCGACUGCUGCGCGAGGCAUCGCAGCUGCCCAUUGAACGCUGGCGGGCGACUCAAGUGCUCGCCUGGCUGGAGGUGGCCCUGGGCAUGCCACAGUAUAGUGCACGCUGUGCGGAGAACGUGAAGAGUGGCAAGGUGCUGCUCGAGUUGAACGAUGUGGAGUUGGAGGCGGGCCUCGGGCUAGUGCAUCCCAUGCAUCGCAAGAAGCUGCGACUGGCCAUCGAGGAGCAGCGACGUCCCGAACUCGUGCGCUAUCCACUCAUCACCCAGCUGGGACACACCUGGGUAGCAUCCGAGUGGCUGCCGGACAUCGGGUUGCCGCAGUAUGCGGAACCUUUUCUGCAAUCGCUCGUCGAUGCACGCAUGCUGGACACGCUCUCGAAGAAGGAACUGGAGAAGUUCCUCGGCGUGACGCGCAAGUUCCAUCAGGCCAGCAUAGUGCAUGGCAUCCAUGUGCUGCGUAUCGUCAAGUACGACCGUCAGACGCUGGCCAUGCGACGUGUGCAGUCGGAAACGGUUGACACGGAUCCCAUUGUUUGGACUAAUCAACGCUUCAUACGCUGGGUGCGCUCCAUUGACCUCGGAGAGUAUGCGGACAAUCUCAAGGACAGCGGCGUUCAUGGUGGCCUGGUGGUGUUGGAGCCAUCCUUCUCGGGCGAUACCAUGGCCACGGCUUUGGGUAUUCCGCCAUCGAAGAACAUAAUACGUCGACAUCUGAACACGGAAUUCGAUGCCCUCAUCCUGCCCGCAAGAGCAACUUUGGGUCAAGGCAUACGUUCCGGUUGCGGCAUAGUGCCACUUACAGGACCCGGCGGACUGCAGCACUAUGCCACAACAGAUCGACGCUCGAGUGGCAGCCUACGGAUUUCGGCAUGGAAAGGAUCUCAGAGUUCUCUUUCAAAAGCCUUUCGGUUCAACACAAAACCCAACCGGGCCGGCGAUCGCAGCUCCUUCGGAAACUCCACCUCCCCAACGCCAUCGUACAGCAGCAGCGAGGGCGGCGGAGGAAUAUACGCUACCAUAGGUCCUCACCAGAUGCAAUCGCUUCAUCAUCCGCCUCACCACUUCCUUCCACCACCCACAACCGCACCACCACCCCCACCCAUCUCAGGAGGAGUCAACUAUGGCCCACCACCGGCCGGACAUCGUGUGAGUGCUCCGCCCGUAGGCAGCAUCCUGGAUCCCAAUGGGCCAGAUGGUCAUCUGCUCUACGAGCAGAACAGUCGACGCGUGAAGAGCAUCAGCGACAUCGGUGUGGCAAGCAGCGGCAGCAUGGGAGCAUGUAGUCUAGGUGGCAUAUCGGCUUCAUCCGAUUCGCCAGCAUGAGCUAAUUGUAGAGCGUUGUUGUAAGUCUAGAUAGGUGAGCAAUGUCAGAAUUGUCGUAGUAUCUUCAUUCCCUUCGUGUGAGCUUGAAUUCCAAAGAGAAUAAAAGUGAUAAGUUAGGAGUAUAUGAUAUAUAUAUUAAAAAGAUAGAAAUAUGUAUAAACUGGAUUCAAUUACAUUCAACACAAGACCCACCUUAUCAAAGUGAUGCGAGAAACACUUGUGCAUUCAACGGAUACAUAUGUCAAGAUACAAAUACAAACAAAAAACACAACACAAAGAGAAACAACUAAGCAUAUUUGAUGAAAUCAGAUUGAAACUACAACACAAACAGUGAAAACGUAAACAUAAUUAAUAAUAAUAUUCAUGGAUAUUUAUGUAUGUAUGUACUUAGCUCUAAGUUCGACUCGAAUGCAUGCAAUUAAAUAGGAGAAAAGGCAAUUCAUUAAUUAAAUUAAUUCGGCAUGAGGCGUCAUUCCGCCUGCAGAGCUGCAACUGCAAAAUGCAAAUGAAAACAACUUUAUUAGGCUAAUAAGAACGUAUUUAAUUGUAAAUUUAGUUUUCAAUUGAUUUAAUUAUACGUAUAAUUAUACUCGAUGAUAUUGCAAACGGCAAAAUGCACACGACCGAAAAACAAAUUGUUGUGUGCGUGCGCAAUAAAUUUUAAUUUCCGCAGAUUGCAUUGAAUUGGAUUUGAAAUAAUAAUAAACUGCUUUUGUAACUGCAAUUUAGAUAAAUUGAAAUUAUUUUGUAAGCUAAACCCCAUUUGCCCAAGCCCAAAACCAAACCUUUUUCAACCACCAAAACCCCAAUUUCAACUUCCAAUAACAAACGUAGCUAAACAAAUAAACCCUGACGAAUAUUCAAAUGUAAUAAAGUGCAGAAAUGUGCAAAACUGUUAAUGUGGCUAUAAACAAACAUAAGUAUAAUUUAUAUGGAAAUAGCUAAGUAAAUAUUUAUAUAUAUAUAUAAUUAAUGAAAUAAUAAUGCAAAUGUACUCCAAUCAAUUUGAGAUUAACGAACUUGAAUCGCAACAACCAAACCAAAAACCGCAAGAGUCAAAAUAGCUCCCUCUAUCUUCAGCCGAUAAAUGAUAUCCUGCAUUAUUGUCCUUCCUACCAUUGCAAUUCCUAAAGCAUAUAUUGUAUCAAUAAUAUGAGAUGUUUAUUUUUAAGCAGACCAAUUUAACUCUAGCAUUACGAACAGGUAAAACUAUCGAAUAAAACAAUGAU